AUGUACGGGCUACUUCUAGAAAACAUGGCGGAGUACAUCCGACAAACCUACGGCGAGGAACGCUGGGAGGAUAUCCGGAGGCAGGCCGGCGUGGAGCAACCCUCGUUCUCAGUCCACCAGGUGUACCCUGAGAACCUCAUCACCAGGCUUGCCAAGAAAGCCCAGGAGGUCCUAGGCAUAACAGAGCGCGAAUUCAUGGACCAAAUGGGCGUUUACUUCGUCGGAUUCGUCUCCCAAUAUGGCUACGACCGCGUCCUGUCAGUCCUAGGUCGCCACAUGAGGGAUUUCCUGAACGGCCUAGACAAUCUACAUGAAUACCUCAAGUUUAGUUACCCUAGGAUGCGAGCGCCUAGUUUUAUAUGCGAGAAUGAGACUCGUCAGGGACUGACGCUGCAUUAUAGGUCGAAAAGGAGAGGGUUCGUGUAUUACGCUAUGGGACAGAUUCGAGAGGUAGCCCGUCACUUCUACCACAAAGAGAUGCGAAUAGAGUUACUCCGGGAAGAACUGCUCUUCGACACAGUCCACGUGACCUUCCAGUUGACCUUCGACAAUCGGGCGUUCACCCUGGCGUCCUUAGCCAUGACUCGGGAGGAAAAACAUCUGCCGAUCAGCGCCUCCGUGUUGUUCGAGAUAUUUCCGUUUUGCAUCGUUUUUGGAUCCGACAUGGUGGUUCGCAGCAUCGGCAACUCCCUGAUGGUAAUCCUGCCCGAUCUGGUAGGCAAGAAGAUCACCAACUGGUUCGAUCUGGUCCGGCCUCUCAUAGCCUUCAAGUUUCAAACCAUUCUUAACCGCACAAACAACAUCUUUGAGCUUGUGACCGUGGAGGCAGUCAUACAUGAAAAGGCAACAGAUAAGAGGAGCGAGAUCUUAAAGCUUUCAGAUGAGUCUGAUGGGACCACGGAGAAGAAUUUGAGGCUUAAAGGUCAAAUGAUCUACAUGGACAACUGGCGGAUGAUGAUGUACCUGGGAACCCCUGUGAUGCCGGACCUCUCAGCUCUAGUUUCCACUGGCCUCUACAUCAACGACUUGUCUAUGCAUGACUUCAGCAGAGACCUGAUGUUAGCCGGAACGCAGCAAUCCGUGGAGCUGAAACUAGCCUUGGACCAGGAGCAACAGAAGAGCAAAAAGCUAGAAGAAUCCAUGAGGAAACUAGACGAGGAGAUGAAAAGGACUGACGAACUAUUGUACCAGAUGAUACCCAAGCAAGUGGCCGAUCGACUGAGGAAGGGGGAGAACCCUAUUGAUACUUGUGAGAUGUUCAACAGCGUGUCUAUUCUCUUCUCCGACGUGGUAACCUUCACGGAGAUCUGCUCUCGCAUCACGCCCAUGGAAGUGGUCUCAAUGCUGAACGCCAUGUACUCCAUCUUUGAUACACUUACUGAACGAAACCGGGUGUAUAAGGUAGAAACCAUUGGAGACGCUUACAUGGUGGUGUCAGGGGCGCCAGAAAAAGAGGACAACCACGCGGAGAAAGUCUGCGACAUGGCACUUGACAUGGUGGAAGCAAUUACUGACCUUAAGGACCCUAGCACAGGUUCUCAUCUCUCAAUCAGAGUGGGUGUCCACUCCGGCGCAGUAGUGGCCGGAAUCGUCGGCCUCAAGAUGCCUCGGUACUGCCUCUUCGGAGACUCAGUCAACACUGCCUCGAGAAUGGAGUCCACAUCUGAAGCCAUGAGGAUCCAUAUCUCGCAGACGACGCAGGAGCUGCUCUCGCCGUCUUAUAUGAUGCAGGAGAGGGGGGAGAUACAGGUUAAAGGGAAAGGCUCAAUGAAGACCUAUUGGCUCGAAGGAAGAGAGUCCAGACCUUCCUUAACCAAGGUGAUAUCGCCGCAACUGCAACCAGGCACGGAGCCAGAAUGGGAGCGAGCUGCUGACGUCAGAGACUCGAUUGCAGAGUAUUCUGCACAGCAGUUCUUGAAUAAAGAGAGCAAUGGUUUGCAGGCGAAUGCUGUGCAGAAUUCUGGACCAAGCUCGUUGGUCAGUUUAUCAGGGAACACUCUAGCCCAACCCUCCACCCCAACAAUUCGCAGCCAGGGACACGCCACUCCAACUGUGACGUCACCAGUGGAAGAACGUCGGAUGUACUCUCCCGUCACGUUUCAAGAUGUAGCGAGAAGGAGCAUAGCUAACUCGCCGAACAGGACUGAAAAGACUAGAGAUUCGAGGUCAAACUCAACAAGCCUGGGUGGCAACUGGGCUGAUGCGGAGUCUCUCGCCACGGAUCCUGCGCGGACCAUCGACAGCCUCAACUCUAUUUGUUACAGUGCGACGUCCCCUUGCAGAAACGGCACCGCGCCCCCCUCCAAAGAAAGGGAGGACAGUUUCGGCGAUACAGCUUGCGUAGCUCGAAUGUCCGCAGUACACUCGGCGCCACCCGCGUGCGUUGUCACAGACUCAACACAUCAACUCAGCGCAGAAGAAAUAGAAACUGACACAGAAUACCAAGACGCUCACGAGCUCAGCCACCCCCACAUCUGCACAGUCUCCGAAGCCAUCACCGAAAACCCCAAGCCAGGCAAAGUAGGCCGUUUCAAAGCUCGGAUAGCCCCCCACAAGUCCUGCGCGAAACCCCACAAGGACUCCCUAAAGGAUAAAAACCCCCCAGUUCAUGGACACCAUCAUACGAAAAACGUGAAUCACCAUCAGUGUUGUGGGGCGUUCGGUAACCCGCACGUGAGACAUAAAAAUAACUCUAGCUGUCAACUUAUUUAGGUACACGGGUAACACUUUAAAUAGGAUAUCAUUGAAAACUUUGUGAUGAGGCUCAAUUUUUGUUUGAUGACAGCAGAUUAUUGAUCAAUUUUCUGAAACCACUAGAUUUAUGU
Molecule: messenger RNA, 2825 nt
Organism: Leguminivora glycinivorella
Lineage: Eukaryota; Metazoa; Arthropoda; Insecta; Lepidoptera; Tortricidae
Gene: Gyc88E
Product: soluble guanylate cyclase 88E
Exons: 16
Coding region: 1-2712 (903 amino acids)
Biological process (GO): cGMP biosynthetic process; nitric oxide-cGMP-mediated signaling; response to oxygen levels
Cellular component (GO): guanylate cyclase complex, soluble
Molecular function (GO): oxygen sensor activity; guanylate cyclase activity; heme binding
Source: RefSeq, a predicted model, not a curated record